Messenger RNA from Exophiala xenobiotica, 7360 nucleotides. RefSeq lists its product as uncharacterized. The transcript has 4 exons. Lineage: Eukaryota; Fungi; Ascomycota; Eurotiomycetes; Chaetothyriales; Herpotrichiellaceae. The coding region runs from base 447 to 6905 and encodes 2152 amino acids. Gene Ontology annotation, molecular function: flavin adenine dinucleotide binding; FMN binding; iron-sulfur cluster binding. The record is from RefSeq and is a predicted model, not a curated record.
CUUGACGCAAUCCUUUCAUUUGCCGGUACCGCAUGUCACUGGAAGACAAGGCAAAAACUUCUCCGUAGUAACAGCUAAGCUGUGAAUGGUCCGUGACACUAGCAACGAGGCAGCAGAAACUCUUGCAGAACCCCACACCCAAAUCGGCCCAAUUUAUUCUUUUCUUUCUCUCGUCUACCCUCCCUCCAUCCCUUCCUGUUUACCACUGUCCCAGCCUCCAGUCCGUCUGUCUGCUCAUCACCACCAGACGACUCGCAAGAAUCCGUUGCUGGAGCUCAACCUUGCACAGAGACAGCCUUCCUGCUGUCGAGUAAGCCCCUCAUCUGCCGCGAGCAGGGUUUUUCACAGGCUCGCCUGUAUACCUACACGCCAACCGAUCUGACCUCUGUCGCCACCCUUCUUUCCUCGUCUGCGUUGUGAAAAAGUCGUCGCCUGUCGACCAUAGGAUGGGCCUUUCAACCGUGGAAACAAACAAGCAAGAGAUCGAAGCACCAGAGGUUAAGGAAGAGUACACUCCAUACCAGCCCGACAAGGGUUAUGGAUGGGGUGAGGCUUUGCCCGAGAAGCAAGGUCUCUACGAUCCUAGCCUUGAGAAAGAUGCAUGUGGUGUAGGCUUUGCUGCCCAUAUCAAGGGCAAGCCAAGCCACAAAAUCGUCAGCGAUGCGCGAAACCUCCUCUGUAACAUGACCCAUCGUGGUGCGGUCGGGUCAGACGCACGAGAUGGUGACGGUGCUGGUGUGAUGAGCUCGCUCCCUCACAAGUUCUUUGUCAAGAAUUUCGCCCGCGAGGUUGGCGUGGAAUUACCACCUCUUGGUCAAUAUGCUGCCGGCAACCUGUUCUUCAAGCCAGACACUGAGAUGCUGAAACAUGCCACCCUCAGUUUCGAGGAGGCCGCUCAAUCAUUGGGCCUGCGUACCCUCGGCUGGCGAGAGGUUCCACGAGACUCGACUCUUCUGGGUCCAGCUGCCCUUUCACGCGAACCCAUAAUCCUCCAACCCUUUGUCGUCCUUGCUUCCGCUUACGGGAGUGGCAAUAAACCAGAUGUCACCGACCCCGAACAAUUCGAUGAUGUUGAGUUCGAGCGAAAGCUGUACAUCCUAAGAAAGACAGUCUCCCACGAUCCACGUUGGAAGCCCUGGUUCUACGUGUGCUCCCUAAGCAACAGAAAUAUCGUCUACAAGGGACAGUUGGCGCCUGUGCAGGUGUACCAGUAUUACCAUGAUCUUGUCUCGGUAGAUUAUGAGGCUCACUUCGCCCUGGUGCAUUCGCGUUUCUCCACAAACACUUUCCCAUCGUGGGAUCGGUCACAGCCCCUGCGCUGGCUUGCUCACAACGGUGAGAUCAACACUCUGCGAGGCAACAAGAACUGGAUGAGAGCUCGUGAGGGCGUGCUGCGAUCGGAUCUUUUUGGCGAAGAACUCGAGAAAUUGUUCCCCAUCGUUGAGGAUGGUGGCUCAGACUCUGCCGCCUUUGACAACGUCCUGGAGCUUUUGGUCAUGAACCGUGUGCUUUCUUUGCCCGAAGCCGUCAUGAUGAUGGUGCCUGAGGCAUGGCAGGGUAACAAUGCCAUGGACGCUGGUAAAGCCGCUUUCUACGAAUACGCAGCCAACUUGAUGGAGCCGUGGGACGGCCCUGCGCUCUUCACAUUUUCAGACGGUCGAUACUGUGGCGCCAACUUGGACCGAAAUGGUCUGAGACCUUGCCGUUACUACGUGACGGAUGAUGAUCGAAUCAUCUGCGCCUCGGAAGUAGGUACUAUUGCGAUCGAACCCGAGAGAGUGAUCCUCAAGGGGCGCCUGCAACCCGGAAAGAUGCUUCUGGUUGAUACUGAAGCUGGGCGCAUCAUUGAUGACGCUGAACUCAAAGCCACUGUCGCAAGCCGACAACCUUUCCAACAGUGGCUGGACAAGAACCUCAUGAAAAUGCCUCAAAUCUAUGAGGCAUUGUCCAAGGAAUCCGACCUGAAUUAUAAACUUACGGACACCAGCGUUCAAGAAGACCCUAGACUAAAAGCAUUCGGAUACUCCUUCGAGCAGGUUAGUCUGCUUCUUGCACCAAUGGCUGCCGACUCAAAGGAAGCACUUGGAUCUAUGGGUAACGAUGCACCUCUUGCAUGUCUUGCACAGCAACCACGACUUCUAUAUGAAUAUUUCAGACAGCUAUUCGCCCAGGUGACAAACCCGCCUAUCGACCCUAUUCGAGAAGCGAUUGUCAUGUCUCUGGAGUGCUACGUUGGUCCUCAGGGCAAUUUGCUCGAGAUGGACGAGUCACAGUGCGGCAGACUGUUGCUUCCAUCUCCAAUUUUGGAGACGGAAACUUUCAAUGCGCUGAAGAACAUCAACCAGUACAACAAGGACUGGACUGUUCGGACUAUUGACAUCACUUUUGAUAAAUCAAACGGUGUCGACGGCUUCAUGAAGGCUCUCGACGACAUCUGCGACGAAGCUACAGCUGCAAUCGAGCAAGGUGAUAAGAUCAUCAUCCUGUCUGAUCGAGCUACCAGUGAAGAGCGGGUUUCUGUGCCUACUUUACUUGCCACUGGUUUGGUUCAUCAUCACUUGGUGCGCAACAAGUGGCGAUCUAGAGUGGCGCUCAUUGCCGAGACUGCUGAUGCCAGAGAAGUCCACCACAUGUGUGUCCUCGUCGGCUACGGUGCUGAUGGUAUCAACCCUUACCUGGCUAUCGAAUGCAUUCUGAAGCUCAACCGUGAGGGCAUCAUCAAGAAGAAGCUCACUGAUCAGCAACUGAUCGCUAACUACAAGGCUUCUUGCGACGGAGGUAUUCUGAAAGUCAUGAGCAAGAUGGGUAUUUCCACUCUGCAGUCAUACAAGGGAGCUCAGAUCUUUGAAGCAUUGGGUAUUGACGACACUGUGGUUGACCGAUGCUUCGCUGGUACUGCCACUCGUGUUCGUGGUAUGACCUUCGAGUUGAUUGCCGAAGACUCAUUCGCUAUCCAUGAACAAGGUUAUCCUUCGAGACAUAUCCGAGAUGUCCCAGGAUUGCCUGAAACCGGAGAGUACCAUUGGCGCGAUGGUGGUGAGAACCACAUCAACGACCCUGUCAGCAUUGCAAACAUUCAGGAUGCCGUUCGAACCCACAACGAUAAGUCGUACGAGGCCUACUCUCUUUCCGAGUAUGAGCAGAUCAAGAACUGCACACUCCGCGGCCUGCUCGAUUUCGAUUUCGAACAACGCCAGCCCGUGCCAAUUGACCAGGUUGAGCCAUGGACGGAAAUUGUACGACGAUUUGUUACAGGUGCCAUGUCCUACGGAUCAAUUUCUAUGGAGGCUCACUCCACAUUGGCCGUCGCCAUGAAUCGUCUUGGUGGGAAGUCCAACACCGGUGAAGGUGGUGAGGAUCCUGAACGAAGUCUGAAGAUGGAAAAUGGCGACUCCAUGCGCUCGGCCAUCAAGCAGAUUGCUUCUGGGCGGUUUGGUGUCACGUCAAACUACCUUGCUGACUCCGAUGAGCUUCAGAUCAAAAUGGCUCAGGGUGCCAAGCCUGGUGAAGGUGGUGAACUGCCUGGUCAUAAAGUUUCUGAGCCAAUUGCUCGCACCAGACACUCUACUCCGGGUGUCGGCCUCAUUUCGCCUCCUCCUCAUCACGACAUCUAUUCAAUUGAGGACUUGAAACAGUUGAUUUACGAUCUGAAGUGCUCGAACCCCCGCGCCAGGGUCUCUGUCAAGCUUGUGUCAGAAGUCGGCGUCGGUAUCGUCGCGGCUGGUGUUGCAAAGGCCAAGGCCGACCACAUCCUGAUCUCUGGCCAUGACGGUGGUACGGGUGCUUCGAGAUGGACCGGUAUCAAAUAUGCCGGUCUUCCGUGGGAAUUGGGUUUGGCCGAAACCCAUCAGACCUUGGUUCUCAACGAUCUGCGAGGCCGUGUCAUUGUGCAGACUGACGGUCAGAUCCGAACUGGACGUGAUGUCGCUAUUGCUUGUCUGCUUGGCGCGGAGGAAUGGGGUUUUGCCACCACACCUCUCAUCGCCAUGGGUUGUAUCAUGAUGCGCAAGUGCCAUCUGAACACCUGCCCUGUCGGCAUUGCUACUCAAGAUCCUCUACUCAGAAAGAAAUUCCAGGGCACUCCGGAGCACGUCAUCAACUUCUUUUACUACAUUGCCAAUGAGCUUCGUGCAAUCAUGGCCCGUCUUGGUUUGAGAUCUGUCAAUGAGAUGGUCGGUCGAGCCGAGCUCUUGAAGGUUCGUGACGACCUUCGCUCACGGAAAACCGAAAACCUCGACCUGUCUCUUAUUUUGACCCCCGCACACUCCAUCCGUCCAGGUGUUGCCACCUACAAUGUCCGCAAACAGGAUCAUAAGUUGCAUACCCGUCUCGACAACAAGCUCAUCUCAGAGUCCGAACUCGCUCUCGAGAAGGGUCUGCCAUGUCGGAUUGAAACCGACAUUGUCAACACUGACCGGACACUGGGUGCCACCUUGUCCUACCAAAUCAGCAAGCGCUAUGGCGAGGCUGGUCUUCCUCAAGAUACCAUCCACGUCAAUAUCAGAGGCUCUGCUGGUCAAUCAUUCGGUGCUUAUCUCGCUCCUGGUGUUACUCUUGAGCUCGAGGGUGAUUCCAACGACUACGUCGGCAAAGGCCUUUCUGGCGGCCGUCUGAUCAUCUAUCCUCCUCGCAGCGCUGUUUACAAGGCCGAGGAGAACAUCUUGAUCGGCAAUGUCUGCCUCUACGGUGCUACCAGCGGCACAUGUUACUUCCGUGGUGUCGCUGCUGAACGUUUCGCAGUCCGAAACUCUGGUGCCAAUGCUGUUGUCGAAGGUGUCGGUGACCACGGUUGCGAGUACAUGACUGGUGGCCGCAUCGUUGUCCUUGGUAGCACUGGCCGCAACUUCGCUGCUGGUAUGUCUGGAGGUAUCGCGUAUGUGCUCGAUAUGAACCAAGAUUUCCACUCCAAGAUCAACAUGGAAAUGGUUGAAGUUUCUGGUGUUGAGGAUCCAUCCGAGAUCGCCUUCCUUCGAGGCAUGAUCGAGGAUCACCAUCACUACACUGGUUCCGAGCUUGCUGCCCGUAUACUUCUCGAAUUCAACCGCGCCCUCCCACGAUUUGUCAAGGUGCUUCCCACCGACUAUAAGAGAGUAUUGGCCGAGCAAGCCAAGAAGGCUGAGGAAGCCAAAAAGGCAGAAUAUCCUCUCCCAUUGCUCCCUGGCAACCCAGUUCGAAACCUUCAUCAAGAACAGCGCAAUGCCGCACAAGACAAGGAGGCCCAGCAGAAGAAGGCUGACAUGCUCGAUAUUGAGGAAGGAAUCAACGGAGAUGCAGACAAGGCUAAGCAGAAGGCGGCAUUGGUCCUGGACAAGACCCGUGGUUUCAUGAAGUAUACUCGCCGUAGCGAGAAGUAUCGCAACGUCAAGACCAGAGUCAAGGACUGGGGCGAGCUGUCGUCGCGCCUCAAUGAAGACGAGCUCAAAUAUCAAGCUGCUCGAUGCAUGGAUUGCGGUGUUCCAUUCUGUCAAUCGGAUACCGGAUGUCCGAUUUCCAACAUCAUUCCCAAGUGGAAUGAGCUUGUCUUUCAAAACCAGUGGAAAGACGCUCUCAACCGUCUGCUGAUGACCAACAACUUCCCUGAGUUUACUGGUCGUGUCUGCCCUGCUCCUUGCGAAGGUGCUUGCGUUUUGGGAAUCAACGAAGACCCUGUCGGCAUCAAGAGCAUUGAGUGUGCCAUCAUUGACAAAGGCUUCGAGGAGGGCUGGAUGGUUCCAAACCCGCCGACUGAACGCACUGGCAAGAAGGUUGCCGUCAUCGGAUCUGGGCCUGCUGGUCUUGCUGCUGCGGAUCAGCUCAACCGUGCCGGACACACCGUCACAGUCUACGAGAAAUCCGAUCGCGUUGGUGGUUUGUUGAUGUACGGCAUUCCCAACAUGAAGCUCGACAAACGCAUUGUCCAACGACGAGUCGAUCUCAUGGCCGCUGAAGGUGUCAACUUCGUGACUGGCGUCAUGGUUGGCCCGGGCGAAGAGGUCAGCUUGGAGUCACUCCGCCAGAGCAACGACGCAGUCGUCAUCUCGACUGGUGCGCAAGUUCCCCGUGACUUGAAAAUCAAGAACAGAGAAGCGGAAGGCAUUCAUUUCGCCAUGGAGUUCCUCCACGCAAACACCAAGUCUCUGCUCGACUCCGAACUAGGUGACGGCAAGUACAUUACAGCUAAGGACAAGCAUGUCAUCGUCAUUGGCGGUGGCGAUACUGGUAAUGACUGCAUUGGUACUUCUCUUCGACAUGGUGCCAAGUCCAUCACCAACUUCGAGCUCUUGCCUCAACCCCCACCAGAGCGUGCCCGCGACAAUCCAUGGCCACAAUGGCCUAGAAUCUACCGUGUUGACUAUGGCCACACCGAGGUUAAACAGCACUAUGGCAAGGAUCCCCGUGAGUACUGUGUCAUGACCAAGGACUUCGCUGUGGAAGACGGUCGGGUCGUCGGUAUCAACACCAACCGUGUGGAAUGGAGCAAGUCAGCCACGGGUGCGUGGGAGAUGAAACCCAAGGAAGGUAGCGAGGAAUACUUCCCAGCCGACCUUGUCCUUCUGUCCAUGGGUUUCCUUGGUCCAGAUGAUCGGUUGUUCAACUCCGAGAUCGAGCUCGAUGCGCGCAAGAACAUCAAGACUCCGAAGAACAUGUACAACACCAACCUUCCUGGAGUCUUUGCUGCUGGCGACUGCCGUCGCGGCCAGUCUCUCAUUGUCUGGGGCAUCAACGAAGGGCGACAGUGCGCACGACAGGUGGACAGUUUCUUGAUGCACACCGGCUCUAUCCUGCCUGUCACUGGAGGUAUUGUUCGCCGUGCUCAGCAUGACUCUGUGCCAUCUCCACGAGUGCCCAAGGCCCAGAAGGAAGCUGAUAUGGCUCACGCCAGUGAGGAGUUCAAGCGUGCCCCCGAGAUCAAGGCUCAAGCUUGAGUGGCUCGGGGACGGCAUAUAUGAGUGGAACUUGAGCAUUGGGGUGGCCGGGUUACGACAUGAAAUAUUAAGGGGCGGCUCUUUCGUCAUUCAAUAUUCGGUUCGGUAUGGCAAGCGCAUUCGGUCCGUGGAUUCUCCUAUACCCCCUGACGAAGCGCUUCAUGGAUUGCGAGAUGAAGGAGGUUCUUACUUGAUAUUACGGCAUUGCAGCUCUCAGGUUUUGAUGAUGAUGGGGUAUGAUUUCACUUCUUACGAUCGUUCCUGAGCGAAGGAGUUCCAGUCUUCGCACAAAUUCAGUCGUUUCAUUCAAGGAUUUGCAGAUUGGUCGAAAAUUGGGGAAAAUGAAGCCAUGGAUAUGAGUAUUAAACAUCAGAGACGAUACUGCAGACUGCCAACGGGAAGUGUAUCAUUAUGGACAGCGGUAGAUUGCACAAAAUAUAUUUAUUGAAUACUGA